This is a messenger RNA of Zonotrichia leucophrys gambelii, 891 nucleotides long. Its product is annotated as zinc finger protein 239-like. NCBI's taxonomy places the organism in Eukaryota, Metazoa, Chordata, Aves, Passeriformes, Passerellidae. Gene Ontology annotation, cellular component: nucleoplasm. Gene Ontology annotation, molecular function: RNA polymerase II cis-regulatory region sequence-specific DNA binding; DNA-binding transcription repressor activity, RNA polymerase II-specific. Gene Ontology annotation, biological process: regulation of transcription by RNA polymerase II. The record is from RefSeq and is a predicted model, not a curated record. Bases 1 to 891 code for a protein of 296 amino acids. The transcript is spliced from 3 exons.
AUGGAGGGAGAGACUGCAAGGAAGAGGAAGAUGCCCCAGGACACCCAGGCAGAGAGGAAGCUGAGGAUGGAGACCAAGAAGGACAAAUUCCCCCAACAGAACCUUGUGGAAGAGGCCGUUUUGAGCAGUGCCACGGUGCAGAAUUCCAACUGGGAGGAAAUGCCUCAGAGAUCCCACAGGAAGAGGGGCUCCAAGGCCAGUCCAGGGUGCUCUCAGGAGGAAAGACCCUCCCUGAGCCAUGAAGGUGGACAGAGCUUCAGCCAAAGCUCAGAGCUGGUGGUCCAUGAGCAGUUUCAUGAUCAGAAGAAGCCCUACAAUUGCUUGGACUGCGGGAAGGGCUUCAAGCGCAACUUCCACCUCAUCAGGCACAAGCGGACCCACACUGGGGAGAGGCCCUACGAGUGUGGGGAAUGUGGGAUGAGCUUUAGCCAGAACUCUAACCUGAUAUCCCACCAGAAGACCCACACCAGAGAACGGCCCUAUGAAUGUGGGGCAUGUGGGAAGAGCUUCAGUCUGAAGUCUCUCUUGAGCUGCCACCAGAGGAUCCACACUGGGGAAAGGCCAUAUAAGUGUGGGGAAUGUGGGAUGACCUUUAGUAGGAGGCCCCAACUGAUCAUCCACCAAAUGACCCACACUGGGGAGAAGCCCUACAAGUGCCCUGAGUGUCAGAAGAAGUUUCACACCAGUUCUCAUCUCGUCCAGCACCAGCGGAUUCACACGGUUGAGAGGCCCUUCCGCUGCCCUGACUGCGGGAAGGGCUUCAAGCACAACUCCACACUCGUCACCCACCGGCGCAUCCACACUGGGGAGAGGCCCUACGAGUGUCCCCAGUGUGGGAAGAGCUUCACCAGCAGCUCUCAUUUGACCAGACACCAACGGAGUCACCAGUAA